Messenger RNA from Dermatophagoides farinae (American house dust mite), 3107 nucleotides. RefSeq lists its product as uncharacterized. The record is from RefSeq and is a predicted model, not a curated record. Gene Ontology annotation, molecular function: sequence-specific double-stranded DNA binding; DNA-binding transcription factor activity, RNA polymerase II-specific. Gene Ontology annotation, cellular component: nucleus. Gene Ontology annotation, biological process: regulation of transcription by RNA polymerase II. Lineage: Eukaryota; Metazoa; Arthropoda; Arachnida; Sarcoptiformes; Pyroglyphidae.
UCUCUUUUUUUUCUCACUAACUGUGUAUGUUGUGUUGGUUUCAUCUUGAACAUGCGAACAAGCACCCAAGAGGCGGCAAUUACGAUGACUCGCCUACUCUUCAUUUUUCGUUCAUUGUUUGUUUCUAGUUGUUUCAAGCAUUCAUUUGUAGCCACCAUCAUGGACAUCAUAGAAAUAGUAGUUUUUGAUGAAGAUGGAUCAAAAAAAAAAUAGAUCUCAUUAGCUGAUCACAACCAUCUUACUGAUUAACUGACGAACCAACAUUUGAAAUCAAUUUUUUCCAUUUACUCAUUAUUCAACGGAAUUGAUCACGACAAAACGAAAAAAAAAAUCUUUUCCUAUUUCUUAUUGUUAUCAUAAGAGUAGAACGAGAUCUUAAUUGCUACUUAACUAUCAAACCAAGAAUUGGAAUCUGUUCCUAAUUUUAAUUGUGAUGUUAAUCACUCGACAUUGAAAACAAUCGACGAAUAACAAAUUAUCCAGUAAAAAAUGCUGAAUUCAUCAAAUAAUAGUCGUAUUGUAAAAACUACAACUACAACAGACACCAUUGCCAUUGAAACGACAACAAAAUCAUUAUUAGGCAAUAAUAUAAACACCUCAUCAUCAUCAUCAUCAUCACGAGCUAUACAACAAUACCAACAAUCACCGUUUGCUAUACAUCAAUUACUUGGUUUGUCCACUACGACCAAAACUAAUAAUCGAAAUGGAUCAAUAAUAACCAAGUCAAAACUUUGUAGUCCAACAAACACAUCGACAACAAUAUCGGAUACACAUACAGAUGAUGAUAUCGAUGCUGAAGAUGAAUAUGAUGAUGACGAUGAAGAUGAUAAUUCAAGAAUAUCGAAUACAAGUCAUGCAAGUAGCCAUAGUAAUCAUAGUAGUCAUAGCAAUAGUAGCAUAUCCGUUGGUUCACAUAGUACGGCUGUUUCAUCAUCAAAAUUGUUAGGAAUUUUUCCACCGACAACAUCAUCGAUAUCGAUACUACAAGCAACAAAUAAUAAUAGUUCCUCAUCAUUUAAUGUGAAUAAUUUGGUCAAUACGACCAAUGUUUCGGCUACGAAUUUUUCCUCCAUAUAUUUUCCAACCUCGCGCCAUCAUCAUUCAUCAUCAUUGUCAUCAACAGUUACGUCAACACAACCACCGCCAUCAUCAUCAGUGGCAAAUUCUACAACAAAUUGUUUUGGUAACAAUGAUGCUGCAGCUACGACUGCUGCUGCUGUUGCUGCCGUAUGUCAAUCGAUCAAUGAUCAUCCAAUAUCAUCGGCCACAAUUCAACGUGGAACAUCGAUUCCAUCAUAUUUUAAUUCAUCAACAGCCGCUGCUGCUGCAUUCAUGUCGGCUCAUGUUGGUCAUCAAUUUCAUCAACAUCAUCAUCAUCAUCAUCAGCAACAACAACAACAACAACAACAACAACCACAACAACAGCAACAUCAACAAACGAAUGCAAUUUCUAAUACUAAAAAUUCUUUUGCAGGAAUCGGUAACAACAGCAGUACAACUUCACUAUUCAAUCCAUUUGGUACAAAUGAAAUUGGAAAAUUUGGUGACAAAAAUUGUUCCACGGGAAAUUUUAUCAAUGAAUUUGCUACCCGUUUAGCAUCGAGUGCUAACCAACAUCAUCAUCAUCAUCAUCAUCAUCAUCAACAACAACAAAAUCAACAUUCAACAUUGGAUGUAGUAGUUUCUAAAUCAAAUGGUCAUCUUCAAUUACAAGCUGCAGCCGCAGCAGCAGCAGCAGCAGUGGCUAUUUCUAAUAGUGGUAGUGCUUCCGGUGUUGUUAAUGGUAAUGGUGGCAGUAGUAAUGGUAGCAAAAAAAAGAAGAAAAAACGCCGACAUCGCACUAUAUUCACUAGUUAUCAAUUGGAAGAAUUGGAAAAAGCAUUCAAAGAUGCACAUUAUCCUGAUGUAUAUGCUCGUGAAAUGUUAUCGUUAAAAACGGAUCUACCCGAAGAUCGUAUUCAGGUUUGGUUUCAAAAUCGGCGUGCCAAAUGGAGGAAAACUGAAAAAUGUUGGGGUAAAAGCACGAUUAUGGCCGAAUAUGGUCUAUAUGGUGCUAUGGUUCGUCAUUCACUUCCAUUGCCAGAAAGUAUAUUGAAAUCUAGCCGUGAUAGUGAGGAAAGUAAUUCAUGUGCACCAUGGCUUCUAGGAAUGCAUCGAAAAUCAUUGGAAGCGGCCGAUAAACUCAAAGAUUAUGGCCAUAUAACGGAUGACGACGACGAUGAUGAUGAUAAUGAUAUCGAUGGUAGAGGUGGAAAUAGUAAUCGUGAAUUUCUUCGUGAUGGUGGUAACAUUUCUUGUGGCGAUACAAGUAGGCCAAAUACACCUAGAUCAUCGCCACAUAAACUUAACAACAUUAGUGGACAAAUAUCAUCAUCUCGUUUGAAUUUUUGUGAUGGAAAAUCGCCACCAUCAUCACCAUCAUCAACAUCAUCAGUGAUUGAAGUCGUAGGCAAAAGUUCAUCGUCAUCGAUAAAGUGCAAUAAUAAACGUCAAAGAAAUUCUGAUACAAUAAUCAAAUCAACAAAACAACGUAGAGAGAAUCAUAAUCAUCGAUCACAGCAACACCAACAACAACAACAAAAUGAACAACAUCAUCGAAACAAAUGGAACGUAAAUUCAAUCGGCAAUCACCAUCAUAUUGUUGAAUCAUCAUCAUCACAACAACAACAACAACAAGUACCAACAUCGAGUCAAUUGAAUUUUAUCGAUUUAUAUGCUAAAUGUCGUGCAGAAUCAUUGGGCGGACAACAAACAAUUCGUACGGUUAAUGAAUCAAUGAUGAUUGGUUUGUCGAGUGGUCAUCAUCAUCACAAUCUUCAUAAUCAUUUCAAUUCUAUAGCAAGAACAAAUUCUCGUCAUCAAACAGAUACAAUCAAUAAUAAUAAUAAUAAUAAUAAUAAUUCUGUUUGUAACAAUUUAGGAGCUUCAAGUUUAAGUUGAUUGAUUUUAGUGUAUAAAAUUAUACAUUCUAAAUAUUGAAUGUCAACUGAAUUGAUAGAACCAGAAUACUUAUUUACAUUGAUCAAAAUAGUAAUCGCCAGGUAUACAUACAUAACAAUGAUGAAGAUAACAAAAAAAAAAAUAUUUGAUGUAAAUCGAAUGAAUUU